Molecule: messenger RNA, 2070 nt
Organism: Caenorhabditis briggsae
Lineage: Eukaryota; Metazoa; Nematoda; Chromadorea; Rhabditida; Rhabditidae
Gene: Cbr-suro-1
Product: Protein CBR-SURO-1
Exons: 7
Coding region: 1-2070 (689 amino acids)
Biological process (GO): proteolysis
Molecular function (GO): metallocarboxypeptidase activity; zinc ion binding
Source: RefSeq, a predicted model, not a curated record
AUGAGAUAUCUGUGCAAGUCGAUCCUUCUCGCGGUGCACACGAUACUGUUAGUGUGCUCUGCUGAACCAUCGGAUGACAAGUAUGCUCUAUUGCACGUUAGUGCACACGAUGCACAAUCCCUACAUCUCAUUAAACAACUUCAACUAAACGAUUACAAAUAUGAUCUCGACUUUUGGAAAUCUCCUUCUUCAAUCUCUGACAAAGCUGAUAUAAUGGUGAAGCGUGGAAAGCCCGAACGAAUGCUUCGACAGAUACUCUCUUUCGCAAAUGUAACAAUAUCAAUGUCGGUACCUGAUGUUGAAAAAUUAAUCAUGAGAAACGAAGGGACCACUUCAAAAUCUCUUAUGGGAUCCUUCUCAAAAUGGCUUCACGAUGAUCCAAUAUUGGAUAGUGAACCUGACCUAGAUUUGACUAAAGUUGGAACAUUGAAAAAAGCGAAAUAUCCUUUUGGAGAUUACGCUUCUUAUGCUGAUAUGGUCAAGUACAUGAGAACUAUUGAGUUCUAUUAUCCAAGAAUUGCAAAGAUUGUCCGGAUUGGAGCAACUCAUGAAGGCAAACCAAUUGAGGGAUUGAAGAUUGGAGCAAGAAGUUCUCAUAAGAAAAGAGCAGUAUGGGUUGAUGGAAACAUUCAUGCUAGAGAAUGGGCUAGUAGUCACACAGCUCUUUAUUUCAUCAAUCAGCUUGUAUCUGGCUACGGAGAAGACCCACAAAUCACGAACUACGUGGACACUCUUGACUUCUACAUCGUUCCAUGUCUCAACCCAGAUGGAUAUGAAUACACACGUAGCUCUCCUAUUCCAAGUGUCCGUCUCUGGAGAAAGAAUCGAUCACCAGAAGUAUGUCGUCCAUCUCUAUGGGGUGGAGAGAAGUGUUGUCAGGGUGUGGAUCUCAACAGAAACUUCCGAUUCCACUGGGCAGAGCGUGGAUCUUCCUAUGAGCCAUGUUCGAAUAUCUAUCACGGAGAAGAAGUAUUCAGUGAGCCAGAAACGAAAGCAAUUCGGAAUUUCCUGGCUACACCCGAUAUGAAAGAUCGAUUGGAUGCAUUUGUGACACUUCACUCGUAUGCUCAGUUAUGGAUUUAUCCAUAUAGUCAUGAGGAGCAGAACUAUCCAGAGGACAUUGGAGAAUUGAGAAAGACAGCCAGAAAAGCAAUCAACAGAUUGUCACGAGUUUAUGGAACUAAUUAUAGAAUGGGAACUGGAGCCGAUACUUUAUGUAAGCUAGAUAAUGAAUUCAAUCUUGACAACCAAUUGAUUUCAGCCCCAGCAGCUGGAGGAUCUGAUGACUGGGCUAAAUCGGCUCUCGCUGUAAAAUAUGUCUACCUAAUUGAACUCCGUCCACAAAUGGAAUGUAAGCUAUUCUCAUUAUCCUCUUUUCCGUUUCUUAUAACUUUCACAAUUUCAGUAUCCAAUGGAUUCAUUCUUCACAAAAAAGAGCUCAUUCCAACUGCUGUCGAGACCUUUGAAGGGUUUAGAGAAGUCGUCGACGCUGUACUCGUUCUCAAUAAUCCCACGUCAUCUGCUUCUGCCGCAUCUGGAGCAUCGAAUUCUAGGAAAACGAUUUCAGAUUCACAAAUGAGAAAGCAAAGAAUGAGACUUCUGGCUUCCCAAGCGGCAAGAAGUACGCAGACAUCUAGGGCUACAACGACAACAACCAAAAUGACGACUACAUCUGAAGCAGAGACCACUAGUGCAGCGACCUCUUCCAAGCCAAGUCGUCAUUUUGAUCGUUUCACUGCUGAUCCCAACUCAUCUACUCGUGCUCGGCCAACACCUCCAAUGGCUCCUCCAAUCAUGUCUUCUUCAACAGAAUUCUCAACAACUACAGAAGAGGAAGCAACAGAAAUCAUCUCGACGUCUUCAAUUUCAUCCCGAGCAACUACCCGAUUUGGAUUCUACACUGCCACCAAACCAUCAGCUUUUCUGGAUCCAGAGUGCAGGGAUAUGAGAUAUUCUUGUGGAUUUUGGCUGAAAAACAACAAACAAGUGUGCGAGGAACAGCAAUCAUUCAUGCGUGCUCAAUGUGCCUACACCUGUAAAUUCUGCACAUCUUUCAUCAAACGACACUAA